This is a messenger RNA of Artibeus jamaicensis (Jamaican fruit-eating bat), 3785 nucleotides long. RefSeq names its product kelch domain containing 7A (gene KLHDC7A). Gene Ontology annotation, molecular function: protein binding. The record is from RefSeq and is a predicted model, not a curated record. NCBI's taxonomy places the organism in Eukaryota, Metazoa, Chordata, Mammalia, Chiroptera, Phyllostomidae. The coding region runs from base 782 to 3163 and encodes 793 amino acids. The transcript has 3 exons.
UCUGAGCGAGUCUCCCUGGGCCUCUCGUCCAAUGAGGGUGUCUGGUCCGGAGGGUGAGGAGAUGCCCGGCAUCUGCCCCUGCUCCGGGUAUAAUGCCAAGUGUUUUUCCCAAGCUCCCUCAGAAUGUCCAGUUCUCUUAGUCAGGAGGGCAGCUGCACUGAAAGAGCUGGGUCAGGUGGCUUGGCGGAGGUCCCGGCUCGACCUCCCCUGCUGCUGACUGCAGGCUCCAACCCCCCUUUCUGUGGGGCCAGCAGACCCCCACAGAAAGGAAACAGACCCAGGCGGAUCUCUGACACACCUGCGGUGGCUCCACCUGUCCCACACUCGCCACACCCAACCUGCCCAGCUCAGUCAAUUUGCAAAAGAGAAAAUAAAGCACACACACAAAUAAUAACCAACCCCACGAGUUUCCUAGCAUCGGGUGACUGUUUGGUCAAGAGCUUCCUGCCUCUUGAUGGGCCAGCUGGACACUCCUAACAUUCUCCAGCCACUGUGGCCUCAGGUGGCUGGUCACAAGUGCAGUCCCCUAGGCUGACCAUCCCCCAGGCCCCCACCAAGGAAAGCACUGAAGGAUCCCAGGAGGCCAGCGUGGAGAUCUGCCAGCUGGGGCCACUGCCCUCUGCCAACUCAAAGUCACCUUUGCUUCAACUUCUCAGCGGGCCAGCCAGAGCCCGCCCAGAACCUCCUCUGCUCAGCUCAGCAGGAACAAGGAACCAGCUCCUAUUGGGUAAUUAUUAAUCAGAUUCUUGAGAUUCCUCAGCCCCAGGUUGGCUUGGGAAACAUGCUCCCUGGAGGAGGAGGAGGAGCCGAGGCCCAGGACUGGCAUUUGGACAUGCAGCUGACGGGCAAGGUGGUGCUGUCUGCAGCCGCCCUGCUCCUGGUGACCGUAGCCUACAGGCUGUACAAGUCGAGGCCCUCCCAAGCCCCGCUGUGGGACAGGAACACCAAGGCCAAGGCUGAGGAGGAGGCAGAGGGCUCCAGACAGCCUGAAGUCCAGGGGGAUGUUCCUGGGGCACCCCGUCGGCGGCUGAGAUGCCGGAGGGGGAGCAAGGAGCCUGGAGCACUGCCGGGCUACAGCUGGGACAGUCAGAGGAGCUCCCAAGUCCUGGCAACAGCAGCCUCUUCCAGUGACUCGGAAGCCGAAAGGGCUUGGAAGCCAGAGAGGAAAGGCAGUGGUGAGGAUCUGGGCAGGAGGUGCCUGGAGUCGGGCCUGGCACCUCCUCGCUGCAGUGGCCAGGAAGCCGGAACAGCUGCCGCCAGUGAGUCCGAGCUGCCCCACCGCCCCCAUCAGGGCAGUGAACCCAGAAGCUCCCCACCUGGCCUUGCUUCGGUGGACGGCAGUGGUGUGGAGGGUGAGAGUGCCCCAUGGCGGGAAGGUGGACACCCCAAGCAGCCGGGGACUGGCGCCCAGGGGCCCCCACGCCAGCCCUGGAUGGCCUACUCGGAAGACAAGAGUGACGUGAAUAAGAGCUGGCUUUUCACUCGUGGGACAGGAGUGAGCGGGGAAGGGGCUGGGGCCCUGCGGGCUGCCUCAGACAUGGGCCUCGCCCUGCGGCAGCAGGAGGGGGCCACCAACGCCUCCUACACCUUCUCCUCGGUGGCCCGGGUUCGAGUAGAGGAGAACUUCAUAAGGGAGAAGGUGGAGGGGAUCGGGCCCUGGCUGCAGGGCAAGGUGUACGAGUACCACGUGGAAUCGACCUCGCAGGCCACCUCCAAAGGCAGACCGGCCCCCAGAACGGCAGCCCUGGCUGAGGCUCCGCCUCCUGUGCCAGGCCCCCUGGGAAUAGGGGCAGUCCCCGGAGGCCACCACGAUGACACGGAAGGGGGAGCCGAUCCAGCAGCCUCCUCCCAGCCUGUGCUGUCGCCCCCUGGGCAAGGCUUCAGCAGGAAGGACAGCCUCCUUCAGAUCGUGGAGAACCCGGAGCUGCAGCUGCAGCUCAACGGCUUCGGGAGCCCUGCCCCGUCCUGCCCCGCCCGGAGUGCCCCACCCAGCAGCCCCACAGCCGGGCAGCUUCCGGAGUCCGGCUCAGCCGGAAGCAGCGGGGAGCCCAACCUGCAGCUGGUGGCGGGGACCAAUUUCUUCCACUUCCCCCUCACCCCGGGUUCAGCCCCAGAGGUCCAUCUGGAUCUGGGGAAUUGCUACGAGGUGUUGACCUUGGCCAAGAGGAAAAACCUGGAGGCCUUGAAGGAGGCUGCCUACAAAGUGAUGAGUGACAACUACCUCCAGGUCCUACGCAGCCCAGACAUCUAUGGGCGCCUGAGCGGGGCAGAGAGGGAGCUGGUCCUUCAGCGACGGCUGCGGGGCUGCAAGCGCCUGGUGGUGGCCGACAUGUGCCCCCAGGAAGACUCUGGCCGCCUCUGUUGCUAUGACGAUGAGCAGGAUGUGUGGCUCCUGCUGACCCAUCUGCCCCCAGAGGCUGUGUCCCGGGGCUGUGCUAUCUGCAGUCUCUUCAACUAUGUCUUCGUGGUGUCCGGUUGCCAGGGGUCCAGGUGCCGGCCCUCCAACCGAGUCUUCUGCUACAACCCUCUGACCGAGAUCUGGAGCGAGGUGUGCCCACUGAACCAAGCCCGGCCACACUGCCAGCUGGUGGCCCUGGACGGGUACCUGUACGCCAUUGGGGGCGAGUGUCUGAACACAGUCGAGCGCUAUGACCCGCGCCUGGACCGCUGGACCUUUGCCCCGCCACUCCCCAAUGACACCUUCGCCCUGGCGCACACAGCCACGGCGUGUGCCGGGGACAUCUUCGUCACGGGCGGCACGCUGCGCUACCUGCUGCUCCGCUUCUCCACGCAGGAGCAGCGCUGGCAGGUCGGCCCCACAGCGGGCGGCAAGGACCGCACGGCCGAGAUGGUGGCGGUCAAUGGCUUCCUCUACCGCUUUGACCUCAACCGUAGCCUGGGCAUUGGCGUGUACCGCUGCAGCGCCAGCGCCCGCCUCUGGUACGAGUGCGCCACGUACCGGACGCCCUACCCUGAUGCUUUCCAGUGCGCCGUGGUGGACAACCUCAUCUACUGCGUGGGGCGCCGGCGCACGCUCCUCUUCCUGGCAGACCACGUCUCACCCAGAAUCUCAAAGCCAGCAUCAUCCCAUCUUGCGGAUGAAGUGACGAAGGCUCCGAGGGGUCUCACAGCUGUGACGUUUAUAAGCUCCUACACCCUGUGAGGUGCUGGGGUUGGGACUGUGAACAGGUCAGCACGAUCUCCCGGCGAAGCCAGGAGUGCACAGGUGACCGGCUCCAUAAACACUGGUGGACUGGCAGGGACUCCGUGCAGGAAGUAAAUGCACUGUGUUGGAGACUGUCAGAGGGACAUACCUCAUGGCUCUCAAGGUGGCUUCUCGGAGGAGGUGACAUUUAAGCUGUGAUGUGAAAAAUGAGAAGGACUUGGCUUGAAGGGAGAGCAGAAGAACAUUCUGGAAGGAAGGGGAAACCCAAGAGCAAGGACCCUAUGCCUACACCAGAGGCCAGUGUGGCCAGAGAGGCAAAGUGAGGCCAAGACCAGCCAGGUCACGUGGGGCAAUGUCACACUGUCCACUGUCAGCUGUGCUAAGAAGUUCGGAUUUUAUCGUGAGCUCGAUGAGAAGCCCCCAAAGGACUUUUUGCUUUGUUGGUAAACCGUUUAGCAGAAAAGUUGCAGGGAUUGUGCAGCCAGAUCCCAUGCACCCCGUACCCUGCCCCCCAUUAUUAAUACUUUGUAUUCAUAGGGCACCUGUACGUUGUCGGGAGCGAGGACCCAACGCUGAUACACUGUCAUUAAUUAAAGCCCAUACUUUAUUCAAAUUUCCU